Molecule: messenger RNA, 765 nt
Organism: Malania oleifera
Lineage: Eukaryota; Viridiplantae; Streptophyta; Magnoliopsida; Santalales; Ximeniaceae
Product: protein MIZU-KUSSEI 1
Exons: 1
Coding region: 1-765 (254 amino acids)
Biological process (GO): hydrotropism
Source: RefSeq, a predicted model, not a curated record
AUGAUAUCAGAGCUGGACAUUCGGCCAUCGCCGAGGCCGGAAUCAAAGAUCGCUGCCGCCGGGGAUGACCUCUCCACCACGCGGCCCGACGUGGACCUUCAACCCUCGCGGAAGCGCACACCAUCGAGGUCGGCGAAGCUGUUCCGGCGGGUACGAUCGGUGUUCCGGUCAUUCCCCAUAAUCGCACCGACGUCGUGCAAGCUGCCGAUGCCGCUGCACGGUGGCAUGGGGCGGCCGCACGGGGAUGGGCAGGUCCAUGGGGGCACGCGGAUGACCGGAACCCUGUUCGGAUACAAGAAGGCGAGGGUGAGCCUGGCGAUACAGAAGAGCUCGUGCCGCCUGCCGAUACUGCUUCUGGAGCUGGCGAUUCCAACGAGCAUGCUGCUGGCGGAAAUGAGGGAUGGUAUGGUGAGGAUAGCGCUGGAGUGUGAGAAGCAGGCGGCGUCGGAGAAGACCAUGGUGGUGGAGGAGCCGGUAUGGACGAUGUACUGCAGAGGGAAGAAGAUGGGGUACGCUGUGCGGCGGGAGGCGACGGAGGAGGACUUGGGGGUGAUGAAGAUACUGAAGGCGGUCUCGGUGGGGGUGGGGGUAUUGCCGGCGAGAGAAGCGGCGGAGGGGGAGUACGGGCAGCUGACGUACAUGAGGGCAUGGUGUGAGAGGGUGGUGGGGUCCGAGGAUUCGGAGACGUACUAUAUGAUGAAUCCGGAAGGGAACAGCGGGCCGGAGCUCAGCAUCUUCUUUCUUCGGACAAAAAAAAAUUAUUAA